GUGGACGUAAAUGCGAUCCGUGCCUUCAGCCAAAUGUGCAAAAGCACCGCAUCACUAUAAAUUGGACGACAUUCCCAGAGCCUCCAAAGCCGUAUAGAAAGCCCUUUAAUUUUAGGUUUAACUCUGGUUGAUAUCGAUAUCAGGUUCGCUAGCAACUUUACCACCGGGAACUACUAAAAACCUGUUAUAAUGAAGCUUUCGUUUUUCAACAUCGCGGUUGUGGCCUCCUUGGUCUCCAACGCUGUGACCGCCGCUUACACUAACUCUACCACUUCAUCUUCUGGACCAGCUCCAUCCACUUCUCUUGCUCCAUCCAUCCGGGCUGUUGAGAACAAUGGUCGGGCUGAAUACAUCAUGACCAUCCCUGCUGCUCUUCAGUUCUCUUCUUUGAACGUUUUGUCGCUCAGUCAAAGCUUCAGUGCUUUCGACCCAACCCUGUGUAGUGCUGACGCUGACGGACAGAGCAUUCCAAUCAACAACGAGUCCACUGAUACUGACAUUGAUUUUGAUGUUAACACUUCUGAUUAUUCCGCAGAGGAGUACCACGCCCACAUCUUCUCCAGUGCCGCUACUGAGCCAGGUUCUUACACUGCUACCUUCGCUCUUACUCUUGACCCAGAGAGUGCCAAGAGAGAUGAGCGUGUUUACUACUUGACCGCCACUGUGUACAUUGGUUCUGGCAGCUCUUCGUCUUCCGGUGCUUCCAGCUCCGUUCCAUCUUCGGCCUCCGUUCCUGGCUCUUCUUCCUCGGAGAUCCCAGGUGCUACCGUCAUUACCAAGACUGCUUCUGGUACUGUCACUCUCACCAAAACUUGUACUGAGGAACUGUGCACUGGUGUUGAGACCAUUGUCACUGGUGUCACCACUGUCACCGAUGAGACCACCGUGUACACUACCUACUGCCCACUCACCACCACCCUCACUCUGGCUCCAGUUACUGUGGUCACCACUGUUUGUGAGACUGAGACUGCUUCUCCAGAGACCACCACCAUCACUGUUACCUGUACUGAGGAGAAGUGCAAGGGUCAAGAGUCUACCAUUGUCACUGGUCUCACCACUGUUACCGACUUGACCACUGUCUACACUACUUACUGCCCAUUGUCCGCUAGUGAGGUUACCAAGACUUACACCACCACCAUCACCAACCCAGUUGCUAGUACUCCAGUCACCGGCUUGGAGGUCACUGAAACUGCUACAAGCGGCGGUAUCACCACUACCUACGUUACCACCUGUGAGUACUACGAGGUUACCACCACCACUACUGCUACCGCUGGUGCUGGUUCUACAGCCGCUGCUGGUUCUACAGCCGCUGCUGGUUCUACAGCUGCUGCUGGCUCAGAAACCAAGACCACUGUUGCUACUAUCACCACCACCGGUGCUGCUGGUGCUGGCUCCACUGUGGCCGAGACUGGUGCUACCGGCUCCACUGGUGCUGCUCCUCAGUCCUCUUCUUCUGCUGCUGGCUCUGGCUCUGGAGCUACUGCCUCCAGCAUUUCGAUCUUGGAGGGUGCUGCUGCCAAGGGUUACGCUUCAGCAGGCUUGUUGGGAGCUGCUUUCAUUGCUGCCUUCUUCUACUAAGCGUGCUGGCAACUUUGAAAGAAGUGCAGGACUUUUCGAAUUCAGUUUGUUCACAAUCAAUCCAUAGUCAUCGUCUUUGCCGCUCAAAGUUACGAGAUAUUUGGUGCUGGUACUUCCUGGUAUUCAAUUCAAUUUAUUGACCUGAUAGACUGUCCGGAUUUUUCUUGCCGUGACAGCUAAUAUUGUCAUUUGUGUUUAUUAGAUACCUUUUCAUUUCCCACCUGC
Messenger RNA from Ogataea polymorpha, 1803 nucleotides. RefSeq lists its product as uncharacterized. The coding region runs from base 190 to 1578 and encodes 462 amino acids. Lineage: Eukaryota; Fungi; Ascomycota; Pichiomycetes; Pichiales; Pichiaceae. The transcript has a single exon. The record is from RefSeq and is a predicted model, not a curated record.